This is a messenger RNA of Procambarus clarkii (red swamp crayfish), 1027 nucleotides long. Its product is annotated as cuticle protein 21-like. Lineage: Eukaryota; Metazoa; Arthropoda; Malacostraca; Decapoda; Cambaridae. Gene Ontology annotation, cellular component: extracellular matrix. The record is from RefSeq and is a predicted model, not a curated record.
AUGUCUGUUAAUGCUCUAACUGUUGAAUCUACCACUCACUGGCUUGUUAUGGUUUUGGUCGCUCUUGUGGCGGCCACUGCUGCCCGCCCUGAUAAACCUCCUGCCCCAACCUAUGGUGCCCCGCCCCCAGUUCCUGCCCCUGCUCCUGCCCCAGUACCGGCUCCUGCCCCAGUACCGGCUCCUGCCCCAGCACCUGCCCCAGCACCGGCUCCUGCCCCAGUACCGGCUCCUGCCCCAGUACCGGCUCCUGCCCCAGUACCGGCUCCUGCCCCAGCACCUGCCCCAGCACCGGCUCCUGCCCCAGCGCCUGCCCCAGCACCGGCUCCUGCCCCAGCACCAACCUACGGAGCACCUCCCCCUCCUCCACCGGAGGCACCUGCAAAGUACUCCUUCAGCUGGAAGGUGAAGGACGACUCUUUCGGCAACGACUUCGGCCACGACGAGACCCGUGAUGGUCCCCACACGGAGGGCGUCUACUACGUCCUGCUUCCCGACGGUCGAGUACAGAAGAUUGUUUACACUGUCGACGGUGAAGGCGGUUAUGUUCCUGUUGUGACCUACGAGGCCCCGGCCAAGCCCCAGACACCCGUCUACACUCCACCUCCUGUUUACACUCCACCUCCCCCCACCACCCCUGCUCCUGUCUACACCCCACCUCCCGUGACCACCAAAGCUCCUGUCUACGGUUAGAACAAGCUCCCAAGCUCCAUCUACAUCCCGGUUUAAGUCUAUAUCCCACAUCUUCAUCCGAUCUCCCAUUGCCACUACAGGUCCUGUCUACAUUCCACCUCAAGUCUACGUCUAGGAAAAGCUUCCAAGCUGCAUCUAUAUUCUAAAUCAUGUCUAUACCCCAGUUCCUUUCUACACCCUAGAAUCUAUCUACGAGAGAGCAACAGGAUCAACUCGGAUCUUGUAAUAAUCAUUUGAUACCCAAUCGACAUGAAAUGUAUAUUUAUAUUAGGCUAAUAUUAUUUAUUGGUAAUACUCUUAUUCCAUGGAACAAAAAUAAAGUGCAUUAUGAACUAAA